AUGGAUUCUAUCAUUAAUUCACUUCUCAACUGCAUCUGGCCAACAGCGCAAUCAUACUAUCACUUGUCUCAACAUGAGUCAGGCGAACCUGGUCAGUCUCCUGCUCUUACCAAUAAUGCUCCUUCUUACAUGUCCAUGGGCCAACUGCCCCUAAACGUAUUCGGAAACAGCUAUCCUCGAAAGUCCGGUCGCAUCGUCUUGAAAUUUGCAUCAAUUACCAAGGACUUCAGGAACGACACAUUCACCCUUGACCUGGACGAAGGCUGGAUUGCUGCGCUUGACAUCAAAGCCAAAGAUGUCAUUGGGUUGAUGCAGGAAGGACUGUACGUGUCUGAAGAGAAUGCGAAGGUGCACGAGAACUACAUCGAAUGGAACAACAACACUCCAGAUAGAGUACUGCGUUGCUACCGCCAUUACACCCUCACCGAUCCCAAGUGGUCAGUGUCGGGUUUUCGGCUGGAGCAUCUAUCUGCGGAUCGGGUUUAUCACGCCUUCAGUACCGUCAAGAGUGGUAAUGACACAAGAAAGGUCUACUGGUAUGAUCCACCUCCAAAGGGCCCCAAGAUCAACACCCUCUUGGAUGGUGAGCCCCUUCCAGGACUGUGGCCGUGGCCAAAGGAGCUGGGUGCUUCAGGAAAGAGUGAAGAGAGUUCUGACGUGGUAGAGACACAAGAUAGGAAGUCGCAAGACAUGGCGAUGGAUUAA
Molecule: messenger RNA, 705 nt
Organism: Fusarium graminearum PH-1
Lineage: Eukaryota; Fungi; Ascomycota; Sordariomycetes; Hypocreales; Nectriaceae
Exons: 2
Coding region: 1-705 (234 amino acids)
Source: RefSeq, a predicted model, not a curated record